CAAGCUGCCACACACCGCCGGCUUCACACAAAGCAAUCCAAGCUAGGAUUCCACGACGACGACCUCGGUCGCGCGCGACGGCGACACCUCCCCGGAGUGUGAGUGCUCUCGGUCCUUCAGUCCCAUGGCGUUCAGCUCGGGUACUGCGCUGAAGGUGCUGGCCUGCGCCGUGCUCCUCCUGUCCACCGCCGUCUCGCACGGCCGUUGCGAGGCCGGUGAUAGCAGGCCGGCGGCGGUCGUCGUCGUCGUCGUCACCGGCCGGAAAAUGCUGGUCGCCGGGAACGGCAGCGCAGCGGCGGCGACAACAAGGGCUGACGUGGGAGUGCCGCGGCUCACUCGCGCGGCGGCGGCGGCAGCGGCGUACUCCGAGUCGAAGAGGUCGAGCCCCGGCGGGCCAGACCCUCAGCACCAUUGAACCCUCACUCUCGCGCCGCUUGUUCAGGACCGGCCGCAUCGUGCAUAGUAAACCGAUUCCAGUUCGGUGCGGACAUUUUGCCCAACAGGUCCACCGAGUAAUUAAUAAUCAUGUAUUAAUCCCUAUGGUCGAUGAUAAUUUACGUUUUGGACAGCUAAAAUAAAAAUGUAGAGUAAUAUUAUAAGAGAUAUAAUACUCCCUCCGUUUGUAGCGUGUCUAUUGUCUCGCCAAAAAAUGUUUCACGUUUUAUCCAUUGAGAAUAUUAAGAAAGUAGUUUUUAACAAUAUUUUUUUAUCAUUGUUCCUAAUCAUAUGCUUCCAAAAGGAAAAGAUGUGAUUGUAUCAUACUCUCCCCGUUUUACAAUAUAUAAUGGUUAG
Molecule: messenger RNA, 792 nt
Organism: Panicum virgatum (switchgrass)
Lineage: Eukaryota; Viridiplantae; Streptophyta; Magnoliopsida; Poales; Poaceae
Exons: 1
Coding region: 125-415 (96 amino acids)
Biological process (GO): cell-cell signaling involved in cell fate commitment
Molecular function (GO): receptor serine/threonine kinase binding
Source: RefSeq, a predicted model, not a curated record